Antrostomus carolinensis (chuck-will's-widow) is the source of this 410-nucleotide messenger RNA. Its product is annotated as syntenin-1-like. The transcript is spliced from 4 exons. Gene Ontology annotation, molecular function: syndecan binding. Gene Ontology annotation, cellular component: cytoplasm; plasma membrane. Gene Ontology annotation, biological process: positive regulation of transforming growth factor beta receptor signaling pathway. The annotation marks the transcript as partial. Lineage: Eukaryota; Metazoa; Chordata; Aves; Caprimulgiformes; Caprimulgidae. The record is from RefSeq and is a predicted model, not a curated record.
GCUGCAUCAAAAUGUCUCUCUAUCCUUCCUUAGAAGAUCUGAAGGUGGACAAAGUUAUUCAGGCUCAGACUGCCUUUUCUUCAAAUCCAGCUAAUCCAGCAAUCUUGUCUGAAGCUUCUGCUCCUAUUCCUCAGGAUGGAGGCUUAUACCCCCGAUUGUAUCCAGAACUUUCUCAGUAUAUGGGCCUGAGCCUCAGUGAGGAGGAGGUGCAGAGAAACCUACCAGUGGCAGCAGCUCCUCAGCCACAGGGUCAACUGGUAACACGACCUUCUACUAAUUACAUGGUAGCUCCAGUGACUGGAAAUGAUAUUGGAAUUCGCAGAGCAGAAAUUAAGCAAGGCAUCCGUGAAGCAAUUUUAUGUAAAGAUCAAGAUGGCAAAAUUGGACUUCGCCUUAAGUCUGUUGACAAU